AGGAGGACGACAGCCGGAGCGUCGCUGCCUCUUCUGUCAUGUCUCUGUUCCACAGGGUGCAGCUGGAUCCUCUGGAGAAGCUCUGGUGGAGGAGCUCAGCUCUGGGGAACAUGGCCGCCCAGCGUCAGCUGCUGGCUCAGGAGCCCAGCCUGGUGCUGAAGAAGGAUUUCGUCUCUGGGACGGCGCUUCACUGGGCAGCCAAGCAGGGCCGUCAGGAGGCGGCGGACAUGAUGCUGCGGUCCGGAGCCGACGUCAACGUCAGAUCGCACGGGGGUUACACAGCUCUCCACCUGGCCUCCAUCCAUGGCCACCAGCACAUCGUCCAGGCCCUCAUCAACACUCACAAUGCUAACAGCUCCAUCAGAGAUUAUCACGGGAAGACGGCAGUCCACUACUGGAGCGGCUGCACCGACGUCUUCAACAAACCUCAGGCUCAGUCAGGUGGGACGUUUUUCCGGGGAAGACGGACGCAGCGUUACGCUCUGCCGUCGUUACUGCUGACUCGGUCUCGCAGUCAGGGACAACUCAACCUGGAUUUUGGGACGCCGCCGCUGUCGGCCUCUCACGACGUGCUGGACCUCCACCUGUGACUGUUACCUUUCACCCUCCAUGAUGGCACCACACCCAGACCACCCUCCCCGCUGCAUGAGUUCUUCUCUGUGUAGCCAACAGCAGCAUCAGCACACAGCGACAGGUUUGAAGGUGAAGGUGGUUGAUAAGAGCUGAGUUUGUGUCCCAUCUCGUCCUGGAAGUCUCAGCUCCUUCGGUGUAGCUGUUAUACUUAGUUAUAUUUAGUUAACCUGUGUUUGUGACUUUAUUUAGUCAUUUCAAUGACAGAUUUCAAGUCAAAAGUAAACUUUGUAAAAGAGUCAAAAUGUUCAUAAGUUCUCAUUAAUUUGUAAUAAAUGGAUCACCUGACCUGAACUCUCCAGUUCUGACAGAACUGAUGCUACUGCAGCAGCUACACUAACCUCUUCAGGACCAACGGUCUCCGUGUCGUCACACACCCCUAAGCCACGCCCCCUAGCUGCACAGGACGCUGAUUGGUCCGGACACAGACACAUUACCUGCAGCCUGACAAGACGGAUUCUCGUGUGAUCUUGUGAUGGACCGCCCAUCACACCUGUGGGACGAUCUGGAUCGGCGUGCACGCCGACUCUGAGGAGUGGAAAGUGAAAUCUACUUCUGACUUCUAUGGUCCCACUGAGUGCAGUAACGGACGCUAACAGAGAGAAUUUAUUUACAUUUACUGGCUUCAUUAUUUUGUUUUUGUUCAUUAAUGUGUUUCAUUUUGUCGUCUGAUAUUCUGUCUGUUGUGAAGUGGUGAAUAAAUAUAUCCAGUGUAGGAAAUAAAGGGACCAAAAACAACUAGAAAAGUACCAUUUAAAAGCCUCUUGGCGUAUUUAAAUCAUAUGAUGUGAUCAGUACAGACGACAUGGCGUGAAUCAACACCAAAAGCAAGAACAGCGUAUGACCCAGGUAUUAUUAUAAAGCAUUGAUUUUACGAUGCAGAUGUGUUUUAUUGCAUCCUGAUGUUUCAUCUGUGGAGGAACAAUUAAAAGUAGUUUG
Molecule: messenger RNA, 1569 nt
Organism: Sebastes umbrosus (honeycomb rockfish)
Lineage: Eukaryota; Metazoa; Chordata; Actinopteri; Perciformes; Sebastidae
Product: ankyrin repeat domain-containing protein SOWAHC
Exons: 11
Coding region: 39-590 (183 amino acids)
Molecular function (GO): protein binding
Source: RefSeq, a predicted model, not a curated record